Paramecium octaurelia is the source of this 1111-nucleotide messenger RNA. The record is from the annotation of a GenBank genome assembly. NCBI's taxonomy places the organism in Eukaryota, Ciliophora, Oligohymenophorea, Peniculida, Parameciidae.
GUUAUGCAACAACAACAAUAAUUAGCUCCAGCAUAUGAAAAAUGUCCAAGACACCCAAUCAAUGACAUUGUUUUAUUUUGUUUACACGAUUAAUGUAGAGAAGUAGGUUUAAUUAUACUAUUUAAGCCUUUAUGCAAAGAAUGUUGUAAAUUUCAUAUUCAAUUGCACAAUCAAUAAGGAACACCUCCUUAUAUUGACACAAUUGACAGUGUUAGAGAGAUGCUAUUUAAUGAUGUUCACAAUCUGAAGGUUAAAUUCGAGGAGUAAGAUUCAUAACAAUAUUCUAGAGAGAGAGAAAUACUGCAUCACUUUUCUGAUGGAGAAAAUUCUCAGCUUAUUAAAACAAUUCACGGUAAAAUAGAAUAAGUCAAGAAAAAUCUACAUUAAUUAAUUAAUGACUAUUGUAAUGAAUUAGAAAAAGAAGUGUAGAAAAGAAUACAUCAGCAUAAAGUAUUAUUUAAAUUCAUCAAUAGGCAGCCCAUCCAGGAGAGAAAAAAGAAUUGCAUCAUAAACUCAAUACUGUUAUUAAUUAAUUGGAUUUAUAGGAAAAGGGACUGUAAUCGCAAAAAUACAUCAAAGCUUGUUUAGUUGUGAUAUCUGAAGAGAAGGAUCAUGAUUUAGAAGGAUUGUCUCUUGAUAUUGAUAACGCUUUGAAGCACUAUUUGGAAAAUAUGUUUGAUAUAUGUAUCCAUAAUGACAAAUUUCAAAAAAUUAGUAAGUUACAUUUAUAAUUUUAGAUGAUGCUUUAAAUGAGUAUGUGGAGAUUCAUUAAGUUAACUUAGGAGAAGAGCUGGAGUAUUAUACUUAACAAAUACGAGAAAGUAAAAAGACUACUGGAACACAAUAAUAAUAUCAAUCGAAAUAAAUAACUAAAAAAUAAGACGUUAAUCCUCCUAUUACUUAAACGCUACCUUAAAGCAAACUGAAUUAUUAAUCUAUUUAUGACACUCCUCAUAAUUAAUUACAUAUACGUAAAUGUACUUAUCGAUUUAAUAGAUUCAUCGCUUCAGUAAUCUAGAGUAGGUGCAAACUCAAAGACUUAUGAAACUAGAUUGUAACAGAAUAAUGAAAAGUUGAAGUAAUUUUAUGGAUGAUAUUUAAAUUAAAAAUU